GGUGCAACUAGAGGACGAGCAAGAGCAACUACAGCGGUUCACUGUCGGACAUUCAGCUCGCACGUCCUGCUGGAAGUUCGCAAGGAGAGAGGGGGAUUUCUUCUCGCCGUAACUUUAGUUAACUUAUUUAUUCGACAGUCUAGUAAAUACUAGAAUACCAACCAUGAAGUUACUAUGGGCGAUCAGUGCCCUUCUGUUGAGCUGUUGGAGAGCCAGUGCGUCCACAGUCCCGAACAUCAUUGCGGAACCUCUUGAGGUCGUCAACCAGACCUCUGCUAGGCUCAGCUGCAAUAUGACGGAUUCUGGCCUCGUCAUCAAGGGCUCCCACUGGAUGCACAACGGCAAAGUCAUCGAAAAUACCCAAACCACAAACCCCAACCCAUCCAUAUCCCUUGAGUUGGAAAAGAUCAUCCACAGCACUGGUGGAAAAUAUGAAUGUGUGUUCCUGACUGAUCCAGUGGUGCAGAAGACGAUUGAAGUCAAAACACUUCCCCAUGUUUCAGCUUACAAGCACUCUGAGCAUGGCAAUGAGAGGGACAAAGGUACAAUGGUCUGCGUGAGCCAUGGCUACCCACUGCCCACUGACUGGAACUGGUUCAAAGAGAAUCAAGAUGGCAGCCAAGUGCCCAUCAUCAACGGUACCGGCACGAAAUUUGAGAUCAAGAGCACCCCUAACAGGACCUCUCUGAUCAUUGAUGAUCUGAGCAUUGAAGAAGACAUUGGAUACUACAUCUGUGCUGGAACUAACGUGCUUGGCACAGCCACUGACAAGAUCCACCUGCGUGUCCGCAGUCGCCUGGCUGCUCUCUGGCCCUUCCUCGGCAUUGUGGCUGAGGUCAUCAUCCUGGUGACCAUCAUCUUCAUCUAUGAGAAGAGGAGAAAGCCUGAUGAGGUCAAUGACGAUGACGACUCAGGAUCUGCUCCUCUGAAGAGCAACUCUAAUGCAAAUCACAAAGACAAGAAUGUGAGGCAAAGGAAUUCUAACUAGAAGCUGAAAUAGAUAGACGUCCAGAUGGCAGUCCAAGAUUGGCUAUCAUGCGGCACGUUAUGUUGUGCACCCUGCAAUUUUAAGAACCUUUCUGUGCUUGAGUGUUAAUGUAAUAAGAAGCUGAUUUGAUUUCCUCGUUUUAUUUUCUUCUAUAUUCUUCUCCACAUUGUGCAGCCAGAGAACAUGGUGUGAAAUACUUCCUGCUUGAGGCCAUGGGGCAAAUAUUGCAUGAGUUUAAAUGCUGUUCUAGCAAAAGUAUGUGUUUGUCGUAAAGUCAUGAGAAUGUCCACGCGGGAAAUGCUUAGUUUGUGGUUGUUUUCUCUUCAUGCUAAUGCUUUCUACACUGACCUCACAGAUGUCAGUCUUUGAUUUUAUAUUCUGAAAUUUGGAGUAGUUUCUUGUAAAGCAGGACAAAUUAUGUUUACAGGAUCUGAAACCCUUUUCGAUCAUGAUGCAUCACUGCCGUUCUUAUAACAACGACUGGAGUGUGUGAAUUCACAUGUAUGAUCUGUCACUAUCCCAUCACAAAAGUCCUUUAGCAGAGUUUUAUACUUUGCCUUAACAAGCACCAUUUCUCUUUCGUCUUUUUGCAUUUUGUUUCCUGCUACAUGAUUUCAAUGUGACUAAAAUUAAAUGCAGAAAUGACUAAGAUUUAAUGUCUGCUAGGUUUGUUUUUUUGCCAUAAGAAAUUAUAGUUCUUUUGAGUGGGAAAGCAGUGUCUUGUAAAUCAUGCUUUUUUUUUCCUUUUCAAAUUAUGUAAAUUAAAGAUUAACCACUGUUUUCGUUGCUGUAGUCACAGCCACAGUAAAGAAUCUCUUGUAAUUGUCUAACUUUUAAAAUUUGAGGACCAAGUGCAAAAGAAAUGUAACAUCUGUUGCUUCUGUUGAAUGCAACUUUAACAUUACGCACUGAUGUUUAAAUCUAAAAACAUUUACUAAGAUGUUUUCUUUUUAAUUUAACGUGAUCUGAGAUAAAAACAUGUGUGCGAUUGUUGGAACAUCAUCUCUGUUCCCUUUACUGUAUAGAUGAUUCAGAAGCCAUAUGUUCAUUUAGCCUGAGUAGUGUUGUGAUUGGAUGUUACCAUUUCAGAAUUAUACAAAUAAAAAUGACCUAGCCAGAAUUGUGUAAAUCGUUGUACCUUCUUAGUACAAGAAAUACCAUCUGUUGUACAACUUGCACAAACUGAAUAAAGGUAUUUGAUUUUA
Scomber scombrus (Atlantic mackerel) is the source of this 2193-nucleotide messenger RNA. RefSeq names its product basigin (gene bsg). The record is from RefSeq and is a predicted model, not a curated record. The coding region runs from base 164 to 988 and encodes 274 amino acids. Gene Ontology annotation, cellular component: axon; plasma membrane. The transcript has 8 exons. NCBI's taxonomy places the organism in Eukaryota, Metazoa, Chordata, Actinopteri, Scombriformes, Scombridae. Gene Ontology annotation, biological process: axon guidance; homophilic cell-cell adhesion; dendrite self-avoidance. Gene Ontology annotation, molecular function: cell-cell adhesion mediator activity.